Pteronotus mesoamericanus is the source of this 2258-nucleotide messenger RNA. It is a transcript of the gene GPR37, whose product is annotated as G protein-coupled receptor 37. The coding region runs from base 1 to 1854 and encodes 617 amino acids. Gene Ontology annotation, molecular function: prosaposin receptor activity; G protein-coupled peptide receptor activity. Gene Ontology annotation, cellular component: plasma membrane; signaling receptor complex. The record is from RefSeq and is a predicted model, not a curated record. The transcript has 2 exons. Gene Ontology annotation, biological process: adenylate cyclase-inhibiting G protein-coupled receptor signaling pathway; positive regulation of MAPK cascade. Lineage: Eukaryota; Metazoa; Chordata; Mammalia; Chiroptera; Mormoopidae.
AUGCGGGCCCCGGGCGCGCCUCUCGCCCGCACCUCGCGGCUGCUGCUUCUGCUCCUGCUUCUGCUCCUGCUCAAGGUGUCUGCCUCUCCUGCCCUCGGGUCCGCCCCUGCGCUCAGAAACAAAACUUGUCUGGGGGAAAGCUGUUCAUCUACACUGAACCAGCUUCGCAGCAGGGACGCUUGGGGACCGGAUAAUUCUGCAGGAGACCUGCUAACGCGUGAGCCCAGGGAGGGGGAGCAGGAAGCAGCGGUACGUGCGGCGCCCUCGUGGGACCUACUCGCGGCCCGGGGCGGUGACCCUGGUGCUGGCAGAGGGGCGGAGGCGUCGGCCGCGGAGCCCUCGGGACCUCCAGCCAGGCCACCUGGCGCCUGGAGGUGGAAACGUGCCUGGGACCAGGAGCCCCCUGGAACUUUGGGGAGAGGGGACCCCACGGCUCUCCAACUCUUCCUUCAGACCUUAGAGGAAAAGGAGAAGGGUCCGAGAGGCGCUGGCAUUUCCGGGCGCAGCCAAGAGCCGAGUGUGAAGACGGAACCCGGAGCCAGCGACCUUUAUUACUGGCCAAGGAGAACUGGGAAACACCAGGGUUCCCCCCACGACUCCCCACCCAAGACGGUCGGUGGACCUUCGAGACACGAAGGGCGGAUGAUUGCACCCCCCGGCAGGGCGCUGGCCCACAAUGGGUCCUCGGAUGAAGGGGUCAAUGAACGCGGGGAUCCCCGCCGGGGAAACAGCACGAACAGGCGCUUGCGACUGAAGAACCCCUUCUACCCGCUGACCCAGGAGUCUUACGGAGCCUAUGCGGUCAUGUGUUUGUCGGUGGUGAUCUUUGGAACUGGCAUCAUUGGCAACCUGGCGGUGAUGUGCAUAGUGUGUCAUAACUACUACAUGCGGAGCAUCUCCAACUCCCUCUUGGCCAACCUGGCCUUCUGGGACUUUCUCAUCAUCUUCUUUUGCCUUCCACUCGUCAUCUUUCACGAGCUGACGAAGAAGUGGCUACUGGAGGACUUCUCCUGCAAGAUUGUGCCCUACAUCGAGGUUGCUUCUCUCGGAGUCACGACCUUCACCUUAUGUGCUCUGUGUAUAGACCGCUUCCGUGCUGCUACGAAUGUACAAAUGUACUAUGAGAUGAUCGAAAACUGUUCUUCCACAACUGCCAAACUUGCUGUCAUAUGGGUUGGUGCUCUCCUGUUGGCGCUUCCAGAAGUUGUUCUUCGCCAGCUGAGCAAGGAGGAUUUGGGCUUCAGCGGCCGAGCUCCUGCGGAGCGCUGCGUGAUAAAGAUCUCUCCUGAUUUGCCAGACACCAUCUACGUUUUAGCCCUCACCUAUGACAGUGCGAGGCUCUGGUGGUAUUUUGGCUGUUACUUCUGUUUGCCCACACUUUUCACCAUCACCUGCUCCUUAGUGACUGCAAGGAAAAUCCGCAAAGCAGAGAAAACUUGUAGCCGAGGGAAUAAGCGGCAGAUUCAGCUAGAAAGCCAGAUGAACUGCACAGUGGUGGCGUUGACCAUUUUAUAUGGCUUUUGCAUUAUUCCUGAAAACAUCUGCAACAUUGUUACCGCCUACAUGGCCACAGGGGUUUCCCAGCAGACAGUGGACCUUCUCAAUAUCAUCAGCCAGUUCCUGUUGUUCUUUAAGUCCUGCGUCACGCCGGUCCUCCUGUUCUGUCUGUGCAAGCCCUUCAGUCGGGCCUUCAUGGAAUGCUGCUGCUGUUGCUGUGAUGAGUGCAUUCAGAAGUCAUCAACAGCGACCAGCGAUGACAAUGACAAUGAAUACACCACAGAGCUGGAGCUCUCACCUUUUAGUACCAUACGCCGUGAAAUGUCCACUUUUGCUUCUGUCGGAACUCAUUGCUGAAGGACGUUUGGUUUCGUUAGAUUUUUGUUUGUUUGUUUGAUUUUCAUACCCUGUGAAAGUUUUUACUUUGUAUUUUUCCUUACUGGGAAAUAAAUGCAAAAAAAGAGAGAGGAAUAUUAACUACUGUAGGACUGAUUUUGCAAAUUAAUAUUUGUGCUUUGAAAAAAAUGUUUAGUUAUUUAAGUAUGAGGAAGCCAAUAGUUUUAGAUUCUUUUAUCUGGUAUGGUGCUAAUAUUUUAUUUGAAAAAAGUUACAGCACCUUAAUUAAUUGCUAACUUUCUUUCUUUUCAAAAUGUAAUCACUGUAUAUUGAUUAUAGCCAUGUGAUUUUGUAGGUUAUUUUAUGUUUGAGUUGUGAUUGAAAGUAUAUUGUAUAUAGUAUCAUGAGAUGAUUUGUAGAUAAAA